Molecule: messenger RNA, 738 nt
Organism: Fraxinus pennsylvanica
Lineage: Eukaryota; Viridiplantae; Streptophyta; Magnoliopsida; Lamiales; Oleaceae
Source: the annotation of a GenBank genome assembly
AUGAGAAUGGUGUCAAAUCAACCUAGGCAGUCUGAAGAUGAAGUUCAAGCUACUGGAAACUGCUGUGCUCCCAAACAAUAUCUAUCCUCUGAUUCAGUAACAAUUGAUCCCUCUGCUGGAAAAAAUCUUCCCAUGGUUUAUCCCUCAGCUGAAGAAAAUUGUCCUGUGGUUUAUACCUCUGCUGAAGAAAAUAAUCCCAUGAUUUCUUGUCCAGUGGCAAAAGUAGGUGCUUUCAAUGUUUACAAUCCUAGCCACAACUCUGCAUUUUCAAGGACAAUACCAAUGCAGGGACCUUUGAUCCGAGCAUCCAAACCAGAUUUUGGAAUCUGCAAAUUUCUUGAUGGUGCGAGUGGUGAGUCCAUAAUCCCUCAGCAUUGUGGCCAUGGUUGUUGUGCUUCUUCUAUGAGCUCAUUGUUGGGGCCAGAAUUUGUGGAAUAUGAAGAAAUCUCCCCCUUUCCAAGUCAGGAGUUGAGUGCCGUAGUCAUGGACUUGAACAAUUUUGCCUGGAUUAGAAGUGGUAUUGAGAAUGCUGGAAGGUUAUCAGAAAGUGCAAGUCGCCAAAGAGUACCUGAAGGUCCGCCCACGUCCAUGAAUAGUUUUGAACAGAACAAUGAAAACGAUCAAUUCCGGUUUGGGACACCAAACCCAUUCACAAGAGGGACGAAAGAUGUAGUUUCCCAACAGAUGACAAUGCCUACAUUCACUUUGCGAGCUGAGGUUGAAGGCUUGAGCGACUAA